This is a messenger RNA of Entamoeba histolytica HM-1:IMSS, 921 nucleotides long. RefSeq lists its product as uncharacterized. The coding region runs from base 1 to 921 and encodes 306 amino acids. The transcript has a single exon. NCBI's taxonomy places the organism in Eukaryota, Evosea, Mastigamoebida, Endamoebidae. The record is from RefSeq and is a predicted model, not a curated record.
AUGAUUUUAUUUCUCUUGAUUAUUGUAUUUAGUAGUGCAACAGAGAUUAAUACACUUUUAAAGAGUGAAACAGAAACACCAGAAGUAAUAAAAAAACCAGAAUCUGUAGUAUCAACAACAGAACAAGGUACUUCAGGAACAGAUUCACAUACAGAUACAGAAGCAACACAAACAUCACAAGGAGCAACACAAACACUACCAACCUCCGGAAAGCCAGAAGUUCCAGAACCAUCAGUUGCAUCAGGGAAAAACUCAGAAAAACCACCACAGCCAACAUCACAAGAUGGUGUGACAGGACAACCAUCAUCAGUAGGAUCAUCACAAACACAGGAUGGAAAGUUACAUAAACCAGAAUCAACAAAACCAGAAGGAACAUCAUCAGAACCACCUACACAAUCAUCUCCAUCAUCAGACUCUUCACCAGCACAAAACCCAGCAUCAGAAAAGCCAAAAGAAGAUACACCAAAGUCUGAUUCACACCCAACUCAACCAUCAACAUCUCAAGACACAAAACAAACAUCUCAAAAUACAAAUCAACCAGUUUCAAAACCUGAAUCAUCACCAUCAUUAACACCUAAUCCAACACCAAACACAUCACCACAACAAGAUAGUCAACAAAGUAAACCAGCACCAGCAGAAACAACUAAUCCAACACCAAAUACACCAGCAAAAUCAGACCAAUCACCAGAUUCAAAUCCAGCACCAUCAAAUAAUCCACAACAUGAACCACCAUCAAAUAACCAACAAAACAACCAACAAAAUGAAACAGUAUCACCACAUUUACCAAUUAAAAAUGAAACAACAAAUGGAACAGAAAAUAAUGUGAAUAAAACAAAUGAUGAUUUGAAUAAUCAUAAUCUUAAUGGUGUAUCUUGCAUCUCUAUUAUUCUCUCUGUCAUUUUUACAUUUAUUUUCUUCUAA